Messenger RNA from Chenopodium quinoa (quinoa), 972 nucleotides. Its product is annotated as F-box/kelch-repeat protein At3g23880-like. The coding region runs from base 1 to 972 and encodes 323 amino acids. Lineage: Eukaryota; Viridiplantae; Streptophyta; Magnoliopsida; Caryophyllales; Amaranthaceae. The transcript has a single exon. The record is from RefSeq and is a predicted model, not a curated record.
AUGAAGAAGCAUAAUCAUCAUUUUUUCGCCGUUGAUCUCAAAGUCUUAGGCAAAGUUCUCUCGAUUGUCAAAGCUUACGAUGUUGAUCGAUUGACUCAUCGUCGUAAGAUCAUUAAGUCUUCAUCGAAAUUAACGGUCAUUGGAUCAUGUGACGGACUAAUAUGUAUGUACAAAAAUAAUUUUAGGAAGGUUUAUGUUUGGAAUCCUACUACCAAAGAAUGUAGACGUAUAUCAACUCCUAAAGGUAUUUCUAAUUGCAUCUGCAUUUUUGGAUUGGCGUAUGUCCCUUCCAUCGACGACUACAAAAUCAUGUUGAUUUCGGAUCACACGCUCCGAGCGAUUCCACAAGUUCAUGUAUACUCAUUGAAGGAUAAUAAGUGGAGAAAACUAGAAGAAAUUAUCGACAUUCAAGUAUUAAGAAUUUUUUACCAAAUUUAUCCAACUUGCUUUAAAAAGUGGCCUAUAUUUACCUCCUCCGAGGGAGUUUACUUUGAUGAAGCGUUAUAUUGGAUUUCGGAUCAUUUCGUAUUAAGGUUUGAUUUGGUGAAGGAAUCAUUUGAUUUAAUAUUGAAUUCGAAGAUUAAGGCCUUUAAGAGAAAAAAUCGAGGGUGUAAUAUAUCGACAUAUAUUCAAGUUAUAGGAGUAAAUUUGUGCGUUUGUCUCAUAUGUAAUACUCGUAAAUCCGAUAACCAAAAUCAAACAAGUAUUAAGAUUUGGAUGUUCGAGCAAAGCAAAUGCGUUUGGAAGAAUAUUCUAAAGGGGAAGGAGCAGUAUAUGGGAGGUCUAGAUUAUUUUAGGUCAAGAAUUAUUGGGAUCGUUGAUGGUAAACUUCUAAUAUUGGAAGAAAUAGAAUCAACAACUCCAUUAAAGGAGAUUGUGCUUAUUGAAAAUCAACCUUUGGGUGUCUGUAUUCCUGAAGAAUCGAAUUAUGUUGCAAGUUAUGAUGAAAGUUUUAUUUCUCCUUACAUAUGA